This is a messenger RNA of Rotaria sordida, 681 nucleotides long. The record is from the annotation of a GenBank genome assembly. NCBI's taxonomy places the organism in Eukaryota, Metazoa, Rotifera, Eurotatoria, Philodinida, Philodinidae.
AUGAUUAAUGAUGAUAAUACAGCUUUACGUAUGAAAAAUGUUGCUACCAAUAUUUUCACAAAUAUUCUUAUGAUGUUUACAAAUUACAACAUAUUAUUCAUCAAAGGAUAUAGUGUUAAUUAUUAUAUUGAUCGUUAUUCACAAGAAAUAAAUCAAUGUCAUGUUUAUUCACCUCCGUUCACUAUGGAAUAUAUGUGUAAUGUUGCGAACAAUUUUGUUGGUGGUUUAUUUAUGAGUGUUCGUCAAUUGCAAUUAUAUGAUUUCCUUGUUCCAUUCGAACACGAUUUCUUUGCUCGAAUUUCUCGAGCUUUUCCAUUACUCAAUAUAUUGAACGUAGUCAGUCUUCAUGGACAAAAGAAGAAGUUGACACAUCAACAAAAUAAACAUAAACAAAUAUCUUUAAUUAUUGAAUAUCCUCAUCUUAUGUAUCUCAGUCUUAAUUGUGUAUAUGUUGACUAUAUCAAACAAUUUCUUUUUGAAUCAAAUGCAUAUCUACCAUAUCGGAACAAAUUAUCCGUUCAAUAUCAAGAUUUAAUCGAUGCGAUAGAGAAUUUUACAAAUAAUGCUGAGAAAGGCAAUUGUGCAAAAUUGAAAUACAUUAUUCUUUUUUCAAAACCAUCAAUGUAUCCAGAAAAUUUUCAUGAUUAUUUUCCAUCAUUGGUUAAUAAAUUGUUAUUUUAA